This is a messenger RNA of Adelges cooleyi (spruce gall adelgid), 1229 nucleotides long. Its product is annotated as ATP synthase mitochondrial F1 complex assembly factor 2. NCBI's taxonomy places the organism in Eukaryota, Metazoa, Arthropoda, Insecta, Hemiptera, Adelgidae. Gene Ontology annotation, biological process: mitochondrial proton-transporting ATP synthase complex assembly. The record is from RefSeq and is a predicted model, not a curated record. Bases 236 to 1111 code for a protein of 291 amino acids. The transcript is spliced from 7 exons. Gene Ontology annotation, cellular component: mitochondrion.
GGCGUCCGCGUACUUCUUACAGUUGAAAAGCGGCAACCAUAUUGUAAAAAAUUAUAACAUAACUUGCAGACAUACCUAUUUAUUUUGCCAUGCUUACAUUAAAAUACAAAAUAAAACUUGCAGUCUCAAAAUAAUACAUUUCAUUAUUUAUUUAUGCUUUCUAGCUAGAGUUUAAUAAGAACACGACUGAAAUUACAGGUAAUUAGAUUGUAAAUACAGCUACAAAAAGAAAAAAAUGCUUCAAUUUCCAAAGUUUAUACAAUCUGUUGUAAGAAAUCCACUUAUAAGAAAAUUGAACUUGUCCUGUUUACCCUCAGCUUUUUCUACUUCAGCUAGAACCUAUGCCAUCGGAAAAUUUUAUGACACUACAAAUAUUGUUGAAAACAAUGGUUCUUACGGAGUACUUUUAGAUAACAGCAAAUUGAAAACACCUUUAGGCAAUGAAAUGAUAAUUAAUAGCAAAGCUCUAGCACUAGCUGUUGCCGAAGAAUGGCAUUUACAACAAAAAACUAUUCAGACAGAUUCCAUGCAUUUGACAAAAUUAUGCUUUUUGGCGGUUGACAACCCUAGCAAGCUUUCAGAAAAAGAUGUUGUUAAAGAAAUAUUAUCCUAUCUAGAAACCGAUACAGUUUUCUUCAUUCCAGAUACAGACGAGGAGCUAGAAAUAGUGUUGAAGGAAAAAUGGAUGCCCUUAAUCAAUCAAUUUAAUAAAUAUUUUGAAACCGACUUGAUACCAUCUAAAGGAAUAUAUGUAAAUAGCCUGGAAGCAAAAACAAAGAAAUGUGUUGAAAAAUAUCUCAUGUCGCUUGGGUUUCCGGCGCUUCAUGGCGUUUUACAAGCCGCCGAAACAGUUAAAUCUCUAGUUUUGACCACGUGUUGUUUACAUCAAGACUUAACCGUAAAGGAUGCAGUUUUGUUAUCAAAAAUGGAAGAAGAAUAUCAGUGUACAAAAUGGGGUCGAGUAGAUUGGAUCAAAGAUUAUACGGACAAUGAUUCGGUAAUAAGAUUGUCGGCUGCUAUGUUAUUUAUUUAUUACACGCUAAAUCCAAAACAUAAUCCAUUGGCCAAACGAGAUAAUCGCCCGCAACUACAACAGUCUUUGAAACAAUAAGCCUUGUAUACAAUAAACUUUGUUAUUUAAGCAUUAGGCCCAUAAGAACAAGUAACAAUAAUAAUAAUUUAAAAAUAUAUAUAUAAUAAAUAAAUAUAUAUAUAGUUUGAUACUACUA